GAGAGAGAGAGAGAGAGACCAAGAGAGAGAGAGAGAUGGGUGUUGAGAAUAGAGAGCAAGAAGGAGAGCAGGGACUUCCUCUCUUUGAGACCAAGAAACUAGGCGGAACAAGAAUUGGUUACAAGGUGUUUGCUGCUGCGAUCUUCGGGUGCAUAUGGUGGAUAUGGGUGUACCGGUCCGUGCACUUGCCGAGGCCGGGAGAGAAGGGAAGAUGGGCUUGGGCAGGGAUGUUCCUCGCGGAGGUACUGUUCGGGCUUUACUGGGUGGUCACUCAGUCCGUCCGUUGGAACGCCGGGUACCGAUAUCCGUUCAAGGAAAGGCUCUCACAGAGAUACAAAAAUGAUCUACCAGCCGUGGACGUCUUUGUGUGCACGGCCGACCCGGAAGCCGAGCCACCGGCAAUGGUGGUUAGCACCGUCCUCUCGGCCAUGUCCUUCAAUUAUCCACCGGAGAAGCUGAGCGUCUAUCUCUCGGACGAUGGAGGGUCGGAACUGACAUAUUACGCGCUCCUAGAGGCCUCGAAAUUCUCCAAGCGUUGGAUCCCUUUCUGCAAGAAAUUUAAGGUCGAACCGAGGUCUCCCGGGGCCUAUUUCGCCCGCCAUUCUGAUGCGGGACGAGAAGUCGCGGACGGAGAAGAAUGGUUCGCUAUGAGGAUGCUGUAUGAAGAUAUGAAGCAUCGGAUUGAAGAAGCCACGGAAAGGGGCAGCGUUCCAAUGAAAUUGAAGGAGCAACAUGAAGGUUUCUCGGAAUGGAAUGAUCCAACCGUGACAAAGUGGGAUCACCAAUCAAUUGUGAAGGUCAUAAUCGAUGGGAGAGAAGGGGAUGCUGUGGAUGAUGAUGAAUGUAGGCUACCCACAUUGGUGUACUUGGCACGAGAGAAGAGACCUCAAUGCCCUCACAAUUUCAAGGCUGGCUCUAUGAAUGCUCUGAUUAGAGUGUCAUCCGUAAUAAGCAAUGCGCCCAUAAUCCUCAAUCUAGACUGCGACAUGUACUCCAACGAUUCAGAUUCAGUACGAGAUGCACUGUGCUUCUUCAUGGAUGAAGAGAGAGGCCACCAGAUAGGUUUCGUGCAAUAUCCUCAAAACUUCGACAACAUUACAAGAAACGACAUCUACUUCAACUCGCCUAGGGUUGUCAAUGAGAUUGAGCUAAGAGAAAUAGGUGGAUAUGGAGCUGCUUUGUACUGCGGGACUGGUUGCUUUCACAGAAGAGACAGCCUUUGUGGGAGAAGAUACUCGCGAGGCCGUAAACCGGAAUGGAGCUGUGAAGCUAGGAGGGAUGAACCUGUAGAGCAGCUUGAGCAAGGCUCGAAACUUGUUGCUGACUGCUCUUAUGAGAAGGGCAGUCAAUGGGGGAAGGAGACGGGAGUGUUGUACGGGAUUUCGGUGGAAGAUAUAGCGACCGGGCUGAAAAUUCAGUGCCAGGGAUGGAAGUCCGUCUACUACAACCCAAAGCGAGAGGCUUUCUUGGGCGUGGCUCCCAACACGCUCGACCUCUCGCUCAUCCAAUUCGAGAGAUGGUCGGAGGGCAUGUUCCAGAUCUUCAUCUCCAAGUAUUGCCCCCUCACUUUCGGACGUGGCAACAUCCCAUUCGGAGCUCAGUUGGGAUACUCCAUCUAUCUCCUGUGGGCGCCUCUCUCCCUCCCCACGCUCUUCUACGUCGCCGUCCCUCCCAUCUGCUUGCUUCGCGGCAUCUCCUUGUUUCCUCACGUCGUGAGCCCGUGGUUUGUGCCGUUUGCGUGCGUGUUCCUAGCCAGGAACGCUUAUAGCCUUGUCGAGGCCAUGAGCUGCGGAGCCGCGCCCAAAGCGUGGUGGAACUCCCAGCGGAUGGUCCUAAUCCGAAGGACGACCCCGUUCUUCUUCGCCUUCAUCGACGCCGUCCUCAACAGGCUCGGCCUGUCCCAGAUCGCCUUCAACCUCACGGCGAAGGUGGCAACGGACGACGCGGUGUCGAGGUACGAGAAGGAAAUCAUGGACUUCAGCGGAAGCUCCAUGAUGUUCGUCUCCAUAGCAACGUUGGCCUUGCUAAAUCUCUUUUGUUUGGUUGGUGGAUCGAUGAAAUUUGGCAUGGACUCGAAGUUGUGGGGGCAAAUGGCUCUCGGUGGGCUUGUGGUCUUGCUCAAUUUACCCGUUUACCAUGCGCUUUUCAUCAGGAGCGACAAAGGUUGCUUUUUAGCCUCGGUUGUGUUCAAGUCUGUUCUUGUGGCUUCAGUGGCUUGUCUAAUUGCAAAUUUGAUAGGCUGAUAAACAAAGAGUUCGAGAUUGAUAUUUGAGAUUACUUGCGAUAUAGUUGUAAUUAAAAUUCUUUUGGUGCACAUUUACUUAUAUUUGCGUUUUACUAUUUCACUUAAUUUCUUUGAUACUA
Syzygium oleosum is the source of this 2364-nucleotide messenger RNA. RefSeq names its product cellulose synthase-like protein E6. Gene Ontology annotation, molecular function: mannan synthase activity; cellulose synthase (UDP-forming) activity. NCBI's taxonomy places the organism in Eukaryota, Viridiplantae, Streptophyta, Magnoliopsida, Myrtales, Myrtaceae. Bases 36 to 2243 code for a protein of 735 amino acids. Gene Ontology annotation, cellular component: plasma membrane; trans-Golgi network. Gene Ontology annotation, biological process: plant-type primary cell wall biogenesis; cellulose biosynthetic process. The transcript is spliced from 8 exons. The record is from RefSeq and is a predicted model, not a curated record.